GCGGGAGCAACAGCAGCAGCGUGCUUUCCAGAGGCGCCGAUGGCCAAGUGGGGAGAAGGGGACCCGCGCUGGAUUGUGGAGCAGCGCGCGGACGCCACCAACGUCAAUAACUGGCACUGGACUGAAAGAGAUGCAUCUAACUGGUCAUCAGAAAAGCUGAAAACUCUGCUUCUGUCUGUUAGAGCAGAGAAUGAAGAGGGGUCUUGCGAAGUGACAGAAGUGAGUAAGCUGGAUGGAGAGGCCUCUAUAAACAACCGCAAAGGAAAGCUAAUUUUCUUCUAUGAGUGGAACAUCAAGCUAGCUUGGACAGGCACCACAAAGGCAGAUGUGAAGUACAAGGGGCAUGUGGAGAUUCCCAAUCUUUCAGAUGAAAAUGAUAUUGAUGAUAUUGAGAUCAGCGUAACUCUUGCCAAAGAUGAGCCAGACACCAACCUGCUAGCCUUGAUGAAAAAAGAAGGUGUAAAAAAGAUCGCCGAUGCUUUGGAAACUUACAUCAGCACUCUGAAAACAGAGUUUACCCAAGGCAUGAUCCUGCCCACAGUGAAUGGUGAACAGUCAGAGCCAACCCCUCUUCCUGUGCGUAAACCAGAAGAGCACAAGGCCUCCGAACCUGCUGCUGGCAAUGCACGUAAAUCUAAAUCAGUAGGAGUCAAGAUUCCUACCUGCAAGAUAAAUUUGAAGGAAGUUUUCCUAACAUCCCCUGAUGAGCUGUACAGAAUAUUCAUUACGCAAGAGAUGGUGCAGGCUUUUACUCACUCGCCUGCUGUCAUGGAGGCCGAUAAAGGAGGAAAAUUCCAGCUACUGGAUGGCAGUGUGACUGGCGAGUUCACCGAACUGGUUCCUGAGAAACAAAUUGCUAUGAAAUGGAGAUUUAAGUCAUGGCCUGAAGGGCACUUUGCAACCAUCAACUUGACCUUCAAAGAUCAGGCUGGUGAAACAGAAGUCUGUCUGGAAGGGAAGGGCAUCCCGGCCAGCGAAGAGGAGAGAACGAGGGAGGGCUGGCAGCGGUACUACUUUGAGGGUAUUAAACAGACAUUUGGCUAUGGAGCCCGCUUGCUUUAACGCUGGCCACUGCGGAGAGUCUCCACCUGAAGAUUCUGCCGUGUGAACUGAUUGGCUUCUUGUCUGUCCCUUUCUAUCCUCUGUUUUGCUGUUGUGAUGAGCAGGACGACAGGCUGGCUAGUGAAGGCCGCUGAGCAGCGCAGAUUCCAAUCCUUCACUUCUCGUGCAUGUCUCCUGCUGCAGGGGAUUCCAAGGUGGAUUCUCAUUAAAUGUACAUACAUCCGUAUUGCUAAAUAAAGAUAACUUAAAGGGGA
Euleptes europaea (tarantolino) is the source of this 1316-nucleotide messenger RNA. It is a transcript of the gene AHSA1, whose product is annotated as activator of HSP90 ATPase activity 1. The record is from RefSeq and is a predicted model, not a curated record. Bases 40 to 1062 code for a protein of 340 amino acids. The transcript is spliced from 9 exons. Gene Ontology annotation, biological process: protein folding; positive regulation of ATP-dependent activity. NCBI's taxonomy places the organism in Eukaryota, Metazoa, Chordata, Lepidosauria, Squamata, Sphaerodactylidae. Gene Ontology annotation, molecular function: ATPase activator activity; protein-folding chaperone binding. Gene Ontology annotation, cellular component: cytosol.